Molecule: messenger RNA, 656 nt
Organism: Clarias gariepinus (North African catfish)
Lineage: Eukaryota; Metazoa; Chordata; Actinopteri; Siluriformes; Clariidae
Product: b(0,+)-type amino acid transporter 1-like
Exons: 1
Coding region: 9-644 (211 amino acids)
Biological process (GO): amino acid transmembrane transport
Cellular component (GO): membrane
Molecular function (GO): L-amino acid transmembrane transporter activity
Source: RefSeq, a predicted model, not a curated record
ACAGCACCAUGACAGGCACCGAGCCUCAAGGGCUGAAGUUGAAACGGGAGGUAGGGCUAAUUAGUGCGGUAUCUCUGGUCGCAGGCACUAUGAUAGGAUCGGGGAUCUUUAUGUCCCCCCAGUUUGUGAUGUCCAACGUUGGAAGCCCUGGAGCAAGCUUGAUCAUCUGGGCUGUGUGUGGCCUGGUGACUAUAUGUGCUGCGCUCACUUAUGCAGAGCUCAGUACGAUUUUUAGAGAAUCUGGAGGACAAUUCAUUUACAUACUGAGACUCAAUGGACCCUUGCCUGCAUUCUUUGUGUCAUUCACGGUAAUAAUCGUGCUGAAGCCGUCAAGUAUUGCGGCUGUAUCCUUGAGCUUUGCUCAGUAUGUUGUGGCUCCUUUUUAUCCAGACUGCAUGCCACCUACAUUGGUGGUAAAAUGUAUAGCAGCGGUGGCCAUAUCAGUGGUGGCUUUUGUCAAUAUGUUGAAUGUUCGCUUCGCCAUGGCUAUUCAGACUAUCUUCUUGGUUGCUAAAACUUUGGGGCUCAGUAGUCUUGGAAUGGCUCUGUAUCAGGGACUCUGGUCUUUCUCAGGAUGGAAUAAUUUAGCUGUUGUGCUUAAAGAGGUGAAAAAGAGUUUUGAAUUAGAGUUUGCGUUAAUAUGAUAUAGUUUCAUA